This is a messenger RNA of Colletotrichum siamense, 249 nucleotides long. RefSeq lists its product as uncharacterized. The transcript is spliced from 4 exons. The record is from RefSeq and is a predicted model, not a curated record. The coding region runs from base 1 to 249 and encodes 82 amino acids. Lineage: Eukaryota; Fungi; Ascomycota; Sordariomycetes; Glomerellales; Glomerellaceae.
AUGCGGAAAAUUAUGCCAUGGAAGCCGGAGAGAAUUAAAGUCCUGCUAGGCGGGCUUUCUAGAAUCUCAGUGUCCAUCACCAAUAAUGCCAUUGGACGCGCACAUUCCGGGGACCGGAGUCUUUUCGGUGGCCCCCGCGCCGAAGAAGCCCAAGCGAACCAGGGCGAGCGCGUCAAAGUUGGUUCAAGAAUGCUUCGACUGACCCCAAGUUUCCUUUCAUCACAGCAAAGUCCGACAUGUGAAGUGUGA